UGACUGAAAGAGUAUACGGUGACCUACUAAAACUAUACGAAACGGGGAAGAGUCUUGGCUACCAGAGGGAAGAAUUGGAAGAGUGGGUUGCUAAAAUCAUAAGACAGAAUGAGGAGAGAGAUGCUAGAAUGGAAGAAAGGAAAGAAAAGGCGAAAAUAGAAGAACGGAAGAUGACAAUGCAGGAAGAAGAGAUGAGAUUUAAAUGGAAACUAGAAGAGGACCAAGUAGCGGCCAAAAUAAAAAGAGACGACGAGGAAUCGAAGGCCAGAAUCGCUGCAAUUGAAAAAGAGAGUAAAGCAAAGGAUGUUGAGGAGCAAGAAAAUAGAGACACGAGGAAAAGAAAUACGCCCCAAACAAAGAGACAAAAAUUCGUGGAAGGCACGGACAAGAUGGAUGCAUUUAUCAACAGAUUUGAAAUGUUGAUGAAACUUGAAAAGGAACCACAACACGAAUGGGCCAUACAACUUCUCAGUUUGGUCGGAGGAAAGGCCCUCGAUGCACUACAAGUCCUAAGCGAUGACGAGGUAGCAAACUAUGCCAUCCUUAAGAAAACAUUACUUGAUUUCUAUCAAUACAGCGAGGACGACUACCGACAGAAGUUUCAUGAGCUAAAACCACCAUCAGACGGCAACAUGAAGCAAUUUGUUUCUGAUGUGAAAAUAACGUUCGAAAAAUGGGUUCAAGCGUCUGGAAUUGAAGAAUCCUUCGAGAGUCUGAAGCAGUUUAUCAUCGUGGACAAAAUCAUAUCAACUGCUGGGAAGAAUCUGUUUGCUUUCCUACAAGAAAGAAAACCGAGAAGUGUGGAGACCGUUAUGGAACUGUGUCAAAUUUAUGUAGCGGCACAUCCGGGCGAAAUACUACAAAAGGUUGAAAACAAUGAAGAAAUCGAAUUUGCCGCCGCAGCAGUCUCUACAACAGCACGAUUUACAAAGGAAGAAACUACACAACAACAUAGUUCUCCACAAAACAGAGAUAUACAAAGAGAACGAAAUGAUUAUAGACUAAAUCAGUCACCGGCCCAGAGAAGUGAAGUGAGAUGCUACAACUGUGGGAGAAUGGGGCACAUAGCGAAGUAUUGUCGAGAUGCCCGGAGAACAGAGUACUACAAGAACGAUGUUGUAGCCCAUGUUGGAGGCUUGGCGGAUAGCCUUUCACCUUACGUAUGUCCAGCUAUAGCAAAUGGCUAUCAUACCCACGCCCUACGCGAUACUGGGGCCACCAAAUGUGUACUCUUAUCUAAACUUGUGAGACCUCACCAGUACACUAAGAGACAAUGCAAAGUACAAGGUUUCGGAGGGCAAAUAAAGAGCUACCCAACAGCUAUAGUACACAUUAACUCUCCGUAUUUCAAUAAAAAGGUUGAAGCUAUAGUUGUUGAGAAUGGUCCAUUCGAAGUGGUGAUAGGGAAUGUACCAAAUAUAGAGUGUCCCAGUGAGACUCAGAUCGACAGAUGGAAACAAUUUUUUAACUGGGAGCCAAAACAAGAAAAUUAUGACAUCGACCAAUCAGCAACGACUGAAUUUCAAGGGCAACAACAAAUGAGACAAGGCUACGAUCCUAAAGACGUAGAAAACCUUAGUCCAACAAUUCCUUUAGAAACGAUACAACAAGUUGAAGGCGGACAACAAAAACUAAAUACAGAACAAGAAAGUUAUGAUGAUGUUGGCAGUAACGAAAAUAAGGAAGAUUUAUUUGUGCACCAGACGGCCAUAGUUAAAAGCAACCCAAGAAAAUACCCUACAAGUGUUAGAGAAGGCGGAAAAACGGAAUUUGACGUCGUCGAAGAAGAGAAACGAAAAGAAACAGCAAACGUAACUGGUCCAGGUGGUUCUAAUGUGCAGGGCAGUAGAGAUUCUGCUGACAGAAGUAGCUCUAGGACGAGUGGAUGGUAUCUAUGGUACAGAGAAAACGGCAAGGGAGGAAGGUGGCAGUAUUCAGAGGACCAAGGAGAAGUCCAGCCUCAAAGAUACCAAGGCUAUCAAGGACGUAGACCUUGUUACAGACACAACUAUGGCAGCCCACCAGUCAACAGAUAUUAUGGCAGCCCACCAGUCAACAGAUAUUAUGGCAACCCACCAGUCAACAGAUAUUAUGGUAACCGAGACAGAUGGGGAGGUCCAUGGCGACGAAGAGAAUUGGUUCGAGCUGGUUAUGGACGUGGGAAAGGAAGAAACGACCAUGACGUCAGACGCCAAGAACUGAAGUAAGCAAUGACAUCCUUAAGAUACCAUUGUCAACAGCAAAGAGGAUGAAAUGGGAACCCCUUCGUUUACUGGAGACCACAGAGAGAAACGUUUUACUAUUAUGUUUAGAGGGCAGUGCACGCUCCAGUAGAGUGAUGAAUGGGUUUUUUGAUUGACAGUGGUGGCGAAAUUCAAGGCUGACCUGCUUCUAGAAUGUGCAUGCAUUUGAAGCUACACAUGUGUAGAGCUACUAGUAUAUUUUGGACUAAAUUUCCUUAAGGUCAAGGUCAUAUAGAGAGUUACAGCCAUACUGUAGCUGACUGUGUGUGUGUGGAGACUACUUUCAGUUCCUGUGACUGAAAAAAAACAACAACGUGAACAUACCUGUGUCCAAGUAUUAGGCAGAAUAUUUUACUAAAUGACCUUUGAUCUAGCGACCAGAAGGAAACAACUGUGUGUUAGUAUGAGACAGUGUGAAUCUGUCUGUACCAGUCACAAGUUUGCUGUGUAUAGAGACAGUGUUUUCUUAACAACUGACAUUACUUUCUCGAAUCGCUUUUGACUUUGAGUAACUCUUGAUUCAGACGAUGUGCAUCAAGUUUGAAAUCAGCACUGCAACAGAGCAGUCCCUCUACACCCCCAGUAAUGUGACUUCACCACAUUUUAUCAGACUGCAGAGCGUUGUCAACAUAUCUUUACACCACUACCUUUAAUCUUCUCGGUGUGGAAAGAACGUUUUGAAACCUCGGCGUAUGAGACUAUGUGUAAAAAGGUGAAUAGUGAAACAAGGUGACGUCUGACAGUACAAGUCUUUUGGUGGGGCAGCUUUCCACCAAAACAGCCUCAGAACAAUGGACUCCAUUCAUGGCGUUUUAAGAUCUACAUUCUUAGGAUGUAUGACUAAUUAUAGCCCCAUACCUAGUGUUUACCCCCAAUCCUCAGGACAUUUUAUCUUAUUCCUAUUCUUAUCUUAUUAUAUGUCGAGAACCCAUUUGACUCCAUUCUAUGUGCACAGUUUGACAGAUAGUUCUCAACUUACAGCCAAUGUCGACCAGAUACGAAGGUACAGAAUCGCCGUGAUGAGUGACCAAGGCCCGCAUUACCAAACACUUAUUAUAAAUGCUGAUCAGUUGAGAUGUAUUUCCUUUUAAACAAAUUCACAAUGUAGUGAAGCAAGUCUCCUAUUUGUAUUGUACAUGAGUACUUAAUGACCAGUUUUGAUUAGUUAAACUGAUGAUGUAUAGUUAGUGAUUUUUUCUCCAAUACUAGUUAAUUCUUUAUGUUGUAAAGAAAUUGGAUGAAAUUAUGAACAAGGGGAGUUCAUUGGGCAAUGUAGAGAUGUUAACUUAUAAUUUGUGUGAUUCUGUCAUUUUUUUAUUUUUCCAAUUUGGUUUUGAGUUCAAUACUAUUGAGGGUAGAGUGUAUCUGUAUUUUUGUGUGUGCACUCUUUCUUUACCUGAUACUGAAAGCUAAGCUAGUAAUUUUGUACGCUAUUAAUAGGUUAUAUUAAUAGCUUAUUUUGGUAAGGGGGGAAUGUGGUGAUUAUGUUUUGUAUAUAAUAUUGUAAACGGUACGUCAUAGAACCUUGGUUGUAAGACGUAAAGAAUUCUAUGUUUAUUUAUUAUUUUACUAUUAUUUCAUUGGUCCAUUGGUUGGGACAGAGUGACAGCCCUUGAGUUUGUUAUUGUUGAUAGAGGACCGGAGUUUUGGGAUAGCAUAGUAGGAGCCAUUAUAAGGCAGUUCAGAUAGUUAAUGUAUAUUUAGGAAUUCAGCUUUUGUUGGCGUUAUCUACAGUUAUAAUUUAUUCUUAUUUCUUAUUAAAUACUUCUUAUUUCUAAUGCA
Biomphalaria glabrata is the source of this 4025-nucleotide messenger RNA. RefSeq lists its product as uncharacterized. Gene Ontology annotation, molecular function: zinc ion binding; nucleic acid binding; aspartic-type endopeptidase activity. The coding region runs from base 129 to 2207 and encodes 692 amino acids. The transcript has a single exon. The record is from RefSeq and is a predicted model, not a curated record. Gene Ontology annotation, biological process: proteolysis. NCBI's taxonomy places the organism in Eukaryota, Metazoa, Mollusca, Gastropoda, Planorbidae.